AUGCGUACCCCUUUCCCAUACCUCACUCUAGCCCUGGCGGCGCUCGCGGCAGCCGAGUCCACAACGACAGUCGGGCUGUUCGGCUCUUCAGACGAGUCUGACUCUGACAUUGCAAUCCCAUCCUACACCUCCGUCGCCGGCUCCGUCGUCUCUAUCAAUGCUCUAGAAACGGUCUACGCCGUUUCCUGUCUCUCCGGCGCAAAAACAGAAUCCUGCUCGAUCAAGGACCCCUGGACUAUCACGCAGGGAAUAUCUACCCUCCGGCUUAGCGCCGAGUACACCGCGUUCGAAUGGCAACCGCCUGUCACAGCGACAUUCGAUUACGACUGCUCCUUCCAGUCGUAUAGCGAGAGUGCCAGCUGCACGUUUAGCGUGUAUUACUCGGGGAGUUCGGAUGGACUCGAGACGAGCAGUUCCUACAGCACUCACACGUCGAUUGCCUCAGACAAAGUCGAGUACUACGCUCUUGAGGUUACCGGGGGCUUGGACAAGUUUGAUAAGCCCGAGGCCACGGAGACGCCUGGCGCUGCUGCGGCUGGCGUUCUUGCUGGGCCUGUGCAGGCGAUUAUUACUGCAGCGCCAAUGCUGGCGGCGGGAGUUGCUGCUGUUCUCUGA
This is a messenger RNA of Aspergillus nidulans FGSC A4, 615 nucleotides long. RefSeq lists its product as uncharacterized. The transcript has a single exon. Bases 1 to 615 code for a protein of 204 amino acids. NCBI's taxonomy places the organism in Eukaryota, Fungi, Ascomycota, Eurotiomycetes, Eurotiales, Aspergillaceae. The record is from RefSeq and is a predicted model, not a curated record.